Messenger RNA from Stylonychia lemnae, 687 nucleotides. Lineage: Eukaryota; Ciliophora; Spirotrichea; Sporadotrichida; Oxytrichidae. The record is from the annotation of a GenBank genome assembly.
AUGGAGAUCAAAAGCAAGUCAAGAGCAAAGUUCAUUCUCGCUCUUUUAUCAAUUUUAACUUUGAAUACAAACACAUUUGUAGCAGCUGAACAAAAUCAAUGGGUGAAUCUAAUUUAUUAAGCCAUGCUCUCAAAUCCCUACAAAGGAACUUAGAAAGUUAGUUUAGCUUAAAGUGCAACAGACUUAGAGGAAUUAUUUAUUAAAGGAAGAUUUGAAGUUGAGGGUGCACUUUAAAUAGGUAUGUGGGACGAACCAUCUUACUCUUAUGAAAUCUAUCAGGGUGAUGUACAUGAUGCCAAAAUUCAAGCCGAGCUGUACCUUGAAUUGAAGUUUGACAUUGUCUUAUUAAACUUUUACAACAUUAAGACUACUCAUAAGUUAGAUUUGGCUAGAGCUGGUCUUGGCUAUGAACAUUACAUCAGCUAUGAAAAUAUAGAGUCUUGUGGACUUUUUUAUUAUAAUGCUGAACUAGUUACAAUUCAUAAUAGACUAACAACAAACAUAAAGACAUGCAAAUUAGAUUCAGAUGUAAUGAUGCACCCAACACCCAGAGCAAUUUGGAAUAAGAUGAAAUGCUAAUAUGACCCAGAUUUCAAAAGCAAUGCAGAUCUAUAGGAAUUCAAAACUUGGACUCCCCUUCCCUAAUAUUACUACAAGGAAUAUCCACUAAGUGGUUGCACAUUCUGA